Lytechinus variegatus (green sea urchin) is the source of this 1095-nucleotide messenger RNA. Its product is annotated as marginal zone B- and B1-cell-specific protein-like. The transcript has 4 exons. The coding region runs from base 328 to 1074 and encodes 248 amino acids. Gene Ontology annotation, biological process: regulation of B cell proliferation. The record is from RefSeq and is a predicted model, not a curated record. Lineage: Eukaryota; Metazoa; Echinodermata; Echinoidea; Temnopleuroida; Toxopneustidae. Gene Ontology annotation, cellular component: endoplasmic reticulum chaperone complex; extracellular region.
CUAAAAUACGUGUACGAGCGCGAUUCGUCGAAAUUUGUCUGCUGCAGUUUGAUGGUCGUUAAAUACUUCUCUUCUUGCCUUUAGUACUCUUUAAAGGUUUUGAUUUCAAUGUAAAGUUGCUGCCUGAUAUCAGAGUAGACAGCUGUUUCACUGACAAGGAUUUGACGGCCGAAUCGAAAGCUGAAUGCAAAGAUAACUUUGAGUCUUUGUAGCACCUACAUUUUCGACGUCUCACCGGCGUGCUGACUAUAUUCCACCCCGAACCUCUGGCGUGAGUUUGCAACCAUCUGUUACCCGCAUUGUCACUGCUGCGUACACAAAAGAAAGAUGAAGGCGAAUCGUUUAAUUUGUUUGACAAUUUUACUCUCAUUCUGUUUGAUGAGUGCACACGUUGUUUAUGCACAAGAAGAAGAGGAAGAAGGAACCUUACCACUGAAAAGAGGGCCUAGAAAAGGAUUUGAAAGAGAGGAAGAAGAAGAGUUUGAGGAUGACUUUAUAGAUGAAGAAGAAGAGGAGGAGGAGGAAGAAGCUCCUCCCAGACCACCAGGUGAAAGUCUUGGAACCAUUAAUUUCUCAACUCCUGACCUAGAUGAUGAGGAACAUCAUUCCCCUCAUCUACCUUCGUCUUUGAAAUGUGAUGCCUGUCAUAUUCUCACUCAUAUGAUGACAGAACGCUUGGACAAAGCGAAUGAGAAAAGACCAUCUUUGAAGAAGAAACUACCGGAAUCUGAAAUCAUUGAUAUCUUUGAAGAGCUGUGCUCUGAUGAGUUUAACAAUGUUGGAGUGAAGGAAAUCAAUGGUAAGAAGCGUCUGUCUGGACCUGGAUCUAAGAUUCAAGAUACACCAGGUAUCAUGCAAGGAGGAGGCAAAUGGCCUUUCAGAAUGUUGCAGAUGUGUCAGGGUUAUCUUGGUGACUACGAGGAGGAGGAGCUGUAUGGAUUCUACUUGAAAGGAAAGCUUGAUAAGAGACUAUGCUACGGACCAGACGGAGUCUGCACCAAGAAGAAGGAUGAAGGAAAGAAGAAGGGCAAAGGAAAAGACAAGAAGAUAAAGAAGAAGAAGACUGAAUUAUAGUGCCUCAACCAUUUCAAGAAG